UACGCACGCAGCAAGGGACAAGCCAUCGUCCAAUAAGGCGCACGAGCUGCGAGCUCAUUCUUCAAUUUGCAGUCGCCCAAAGAGAUCUCAUCUAAACAAGAGACGACGGCAAUGUCCGUUCCUCAGACGUACCGCGCGUACCAGUAUGACCACUACGGUCCGCAGGAGCAGGAGCUCAAGCUCCGUCUGUCUGUAAAGCGGUCAGAGCUCGGGCCUAAUCAAGUGCGUGUCAAAGUGAUUAGCGCUGCCAUCAACCCCAUCGACUACAUCUUGUUGGAGCAGGCAGGCGAGGCCUUCACCGGCAAAGUGCCGACGCCCGAGAAGCCGUUCGGUAUCGGGUUCGACGCCGCCGGUAUUGUCGUGGAGGUGGGUAGCGAGUCCAAGCGUCUCAAAGUGGGCGACCAGGUGUACGCCAUGACUCCUUUCAAUGCAUGCGGCACAGUGGCUGACUACGCGGUAUUCGACGAGGAUCUAGUGGCUCUAAAACCUAAGAACUUGACGUUCGACCAGGCAGCCAGCAUCCCGCUGAUCGGACUCACCAGCUACCAGGCUCUGGUGGAGCACACGAAGCUCCAAAAGGGCGAAAGCGUGCUCAUCCUCGGCGGCAGCAGUGCCGUGGGCAUGUUCGCUAUUCAGUUGGCACACGCCAUUGGAGCUCGUGUGAUCACGACCACGAGCGCUAAGAAUGCCGACUUUGUCAAAGGUCUUGGCGCGGAUCGUGUCAUUAACUACCAUACGCAAAAGUGGGGACAAGAGCUUGAUCCACACUCGGUGGAUGUGAUCUACGACUGUGGCAUGGAGGCUGACGCGUGGAAUACGGACGCGCAGUUGAUCCUGAAGCAGAACACCGGGCGCUUUGUAUCGCUGCUGCCGAUCACGGAGCCUGUCCAGCCUGCGAAGUAUGGCGCUAAGAAUAUUGGCCAAGUACUCGUAUACCCGACGGCGAAGGGGCUGGAUGAAAUCACGUCGUACCUCGAAGAGGGAACGAUUGUCCCCAUUAUCGACACUGUGUACGAGUUUGAAAAGCUCCACGCGGCUCUGACCAAGCUCAAGGGAAGACACUCGCGUGGAAAGCUGGUGAUCAAGGUGAAUCCAGAAAGCCAAGCGUAACUGGAUAUUACAAAAUCGUAUCCGAAAAACUUGUCAAUUUCCCAAAACUUGCGUAACAAACGAAAAACUUGUUCUUACUUUCAAUGCAAAUUAACGGAUACAAUACUUCGACUGACAAACAUCCUGGUUACAGCGA
Phytophthora nicotianae INRA-310 is the source of this 1246-nucleotide messenger RNA. RefSeq lists its product as hypothetical. The transcript has a single exon. Gene Ontology annotation, molecular function: oxidoreductase activity. The record is from RefSeq and is a predicted model, not a curated record. Bases 112 to 1110 code for a protein of 332 amino acids. NCBI's taxonomy places the organism in Eukaryota, Oomycota, Peronosporomycetes, Peronosporales, Peronosporaceae.